Messenger RNA from Urocitellus parryii (Arctic ground squirrel), 766 nucleotides. It is a transcript of the gene Pclaf, whose product is annotated as PCNA clamp associated factor. Gene Ontology annotation, molecular function: chromatin binding. Gene Ontology annotation, cellular component: nucleus. The record is from RefSeq and is a predicted model, not a curated record. NCBI's taxonomy places the organism in Eukaryota, Metazoa, Chordata, Mammalia, Rodentia, Sciuridae. Gene Ontology annotation, biological process: regulation of cell cycle; translesion synthesis.
GGCCCGGACGUUUUUCUCCUCCCGUUUGAACAUGGUGCGAACUAAAGCAGACAGCGUCCCAGGCACCUACAGAAAAGUGGUGGCUUCUCGAGCCCCAAGAAAGAUCCUUGGUUCCUCCUCCUCUGCUACUAAUUCUACAUCGCUUUCAUCAAGGAAAGCUGAAAAUAAGUAUGCAGGAGGAAAUCCAGUUUGUGUACGUCCAACUCCCAAGUGGCAGAAAGGAAUUGGAGAAUUCUUUAGGCUGUCCCCUAAAGAUUCUGAAAAGGAGAAUCGGAUUCCUGAAGAGCCAGGAAGCAGUGGCUUAGGAAAAGCAAAGAGAAAAGCAUGUCCUUUGCAACCUGACCACACAGAUGAUGAAAAAGAAUAGAACUUAUUCAUCUUUGAAUAAUGUCUCCUGUUUACUCUGGUAUUUUAGGGUAUAAAUUUGCAUAGAUAUGUUUGUUCAGUAAGCUUUGAUGAGUAGGCAUUUGAUUUAAAAAAUGAGGCUAAAGUUUAUUCAAAAGCAAGUCAUGAAAUUGGAGAAUUUGUAAAAUUACGGUUACUUAGGUUAAUAUUCAAUUUUAAUGCAUUAUGUUAGUUCUUUUACCUGUUAUAAAGCUUCUUCUUCUUGCUAACAUUAAAUCAGUGCAUGAUGUUCCAAUUACUAAUGUCCUGUAUUUGAGAUUUGUUUACAUCUUUGUACUGAUGCCAUUUAUACUGACAUUUGGGCAUUGAAAUUAUGCUAUGUUUUUAUUCCCUUUAUUUGCUUUAAAAAGCAGAGUUAGAG